This is a messenger RNA of Stegastes partitus (bicolor damselfish), 1917 nucleotides long. Its product is annotated as GTPase IMAP family member 8-like. NCBI's taxonomy places the organism in Eukaryota, Metazoa, Chordata, Actinopteri, Pomacentridae. The annotation marks the transcript as partial. Gene Ontology annotation, molecular function: GTP binding. The transcript has 3 exons. The record is from RefSeq and is a predicted model, not a curated record.
CAAUAUGAGGCGAUAAAGGAGAUCGCUAAGUGCAUCUCCUUCAUUGCUCCUGGUCCUCAUGUGUUCCUGGUGGUGAUCCAGGUGGGAAGAUUCACACAAGAAGAACAGCACACAGUGAAACUCAUUCAGGAGCUGUUUGGAGAGAAGGCAGCAGAAUACACCAUGGUCCUGUUCACCUACGGAGACGACCUGGAGGCCGACGGAGUCUCUGUAGAAGAGUUGAUCAGUGGAAACAAAGCUCUUCAGGACUUCAUCGGUCAGUGUGGGAGAAGAUAUCAUGUUUUUAACAACAGAGCCAAGGAUCCCUCUCAAGUCAGAGAGCUGUUGGAGAAGAUCAACACGCUGGUUCAACAAAAUGGAGGAAGAUGCUACACCAACACCAUGUUAGAGGAAGCUGACCUCAGGGUGGUCCUGGUUGGGAAAACUGGAGCUGGGAAGAGCGCAUCAGGAAACACCAUCCUAGGAGAAAAACGUUUUAAAUCCAUGCCAUCGACUUCUUCUGUGACAGCUGUAUGUCGGAAGGAAACAGGAAAGCGUGACACUCAAAAGGUGGCUGUAGUCGACACUCCUGGUCUGUUUGACACCAACAGAUCUCAAUGUGAGACGAUAAAGGAGAUCGCUAAGUGCAUCUCCUUCAUUGCUCCUGGUCCUCAUGUGUUCCUGGUGGUGAUCCAGGCAGGAAGAUUCACACAAGAAGAACAGCAAACAGUGAAACUCAUUCAGGAGCUGUUUGGAAAGAAGGCAGCAGAAUACACCAUGGUCCUGUUCACCCGCGGAGACGACCUGGAGGCUGAUGGAGUCUCUGCAGAAGAGGCAAUCAGUGGAAACAAAGCUCUGCAGGACUUCCUCGGUCAGUGUGGGAGAAGAUAUCAUGUUUUUAACAACAGAGCCAAGGAUCCCUCUCAGGUCAGAGAGCUGCUGAAGAAGAUCGACAUGAUGGUUCAGAGACACGGAGGAAGAUACUACACCAACACCAUGUUAGAGGAAGCUGAGAAAGCCAUAAGAGAGAAGCAAGAACUGAUCCUGAAAGAAAAUCCAGACCUCAGGGUGGUCCUGGUUGGGAAAACUGGAGCUGGGAAGAGCGCAGCAGGAAACACCAUCAUAGGAGAAAAACGUUUUAAAUCCACGUCAUCGGCUUCUUCUCUGACAGCUGUAUGUCGGAAGGAAACAGUAGAGUUUGGAGCUCAAAAGGUGGCUGUAGUCGACACUCCAGGUCUGUAUGACACCAACAGAUCUCAAUAUGAGGCGAUAAAGGAGAUCGCUAAGUGCAUCUCCUACGCUGCUCCUGGUCCUCAUGUGUUCCUGGUGGUGAUCCAGCCGACAAGAUUCACACAAGAAGAACAGCGAACAGUGAAACUCAUUCAGAAGCUGUUUGGAGAUAAGGCAGCAGAAUACACCAUGGUCCUGUUCACCCGCGGAGACGACCUGGAGGCUGAUGGAGUCUCUGUAGAAGAGGUAAUCAGUGGAAACAAAGCUCUGUGGGACUUCAUCGGUCAGUGUGGGAGAAGAUAUCAUGUUUUUAACAACAGAGCCAAGGAUCCCUCUCAGGUCGAAGAGCUGCUGAAGAAGAUCAACACACUGGUUCAGGGAAACGGAGGAAGAUGCUACACCAACGCCAUGUUAGAGGAAGCUGAGAAAGCCAUCAGUGUGAAGCAAGAACAGAUCCUGAAACUAAAUCCAAGCAUUCAGCUUGCAUAUGCAAGAAUGCAGGCUGAGGAGGACAACUCCUUCAUUAAUGCUUUUUUAAGUCGAGUUCCACUUUAUGGAGCUGCUGUGGGAGCUGUAAUUGGAGUUCCACUGGGUCCAGCUGGAGUUGCUGUGGGAGCUGCAGCUGGAGCUGGAAUUGGAGCUGGAAUUAAAGCUCUGGUGGGAGUUAUAAAGGAAUUCGUGGCAGAGGAGGAAUGUGUCAUCCAGUGA